AUGAGCUGGUUCAAGAACAAGAUGAAGGCCGCUGCCUCCAUGGUCGCGCAGGCCGCGGAGGCCGUCGCGCCGUCGUUGAAUCUCACCAUGGCGCUCUACAAGACGCCCGUCGAGGAGUUUCACCAUCGCUGGCAGAUCAUCUCGCUCUUCCUCGAGGCCGUCAUUGCCGAGAAUCUGCCGGAAGCGACGCAGAAGAAGCAGCUCAGCGACUCGAACACGCGCGACAACCUGGCCAAGCUGGUCAAGCUGCUGUACGCCGAGGAAGAUGCGCUCGAUCGCCAGGUGCACGACCGCGACACGUCGAUUGACCAGCGCCCAUGCAUGGAGUACCUCCUCGAGCAUAAUGUGAUCCAGCAGCUCUGCGCCAAGGCUGCCGACGAUUCGCCGAGCGGUCUCAUGGUGCUCGUCAUCAUCUUCCUCACCGACCUCCUCCGCGAGUCCAAGAUCAACUACCCCAUCUUGCCAACGCGUGGCGUCUAUCGCUCCGUGUGCGAGCUCAUCCAGGGCGCAAUGGUCCGCGAAGUCGAAGACGAGAUGGUCGAAAAGUGCUUGCUCCACUGCCUCCACGCGCUCUGGGUCAAGCUCAAGGGCGACCCGGUGCAGACCGAGUUUUUCUUUAUGCGCAUCUACAAGACGACGACGCCCAACAACGAGCUCGCGCUCUCACCGACGCGCAUCUCGGAGCUCGUGCUCUUCACGGGUCUCCUCCCGCACAUGUACCGCGCCGGCAAGCUCGGACUCAAGUGCCGCGAAGGCCUCGCGAUCGCGGCCGGCCUCCAGGAGCCUGGCCUCGCGCGCUUCAUCCUCAAGAUGACACCGUUCUGCAACUACGCGGUCACGGGGAUCAUUGGCGCCUUUGACGCGCUGCCCAAGACGCUUGGCGUCAAGCACGAAAAGUCGUUCCGGUCCGUCGACCUCGACAUGAUCCAGCAAGAGCUCGAUAUUCUCGCGGGCCGCCUCCGCUUUUGCUCGACCUUGGCCAUGGUCGGGACGUUUGAGAUCCUCGACGAAGAGCGCCCCGCGACGCCGCCCAAAGGACUGCCGGCCUCGACCCCCGUCACGCGGCUCCGAUCGAUCACAAGCGAGAUCCUCGUGCAAUUCCACGACCGGUUCCUGGCCGGCCCGUUUCUCGAUGCGCUCCUCGACACGGCGGAAGCAGCGUCGCGCACGGCGCUCGUCUACGCGCGGUCGAUCUUGGACAUGCUUGGCGGGUCGCCGGCCUCGAACCCGCUGCUCCAAGGGUACAUUUCAUUUCUGCUGAGCCACAUGCACGCCAAGGCGGCGCCCACGGCUAUGCCCGUGGUGUCGUCGUCGCACGAGCUGCUGCCGCCACCGAUAUCGGUGGCCUCGUCGGCCAAGCCGCAGCGGCUACUGCAAGAGCUUGUGUACCGACUCAACUCGCUCUCGGUGCCGUUGAGCAUUGCGACCAUCGAGCUCUUUGCGAGUCUUCUCUCGCUGCGCACAACGGUCGUGGAGGACGCCCUCUUGCCACCGCCGCGCAGCCACAAGACGCCGGUGCACAUUGUUUGGUUUGCGUCUCGAUUUCCCCACGCAUCCGUGGCCGCGAUCACGGCCAACGCCGCGCUCUGGGCAGCGGUCAAGCAGCACGACUUUGCGGCCCUGCAGAGCUUUGUGGCCGACGCUCCGACGUUGGCGGACGGCGAGCUCGUCUCGCUUCUCUCGUACAUUGCGGUUGCCGAGCAGUCGGCGUGCUCGGAAAAGUCCAAGACCGAUGCGAGCGACACGGAAGAUGAAGACGAGUUCGACGACGAAGACGUUGACGAAGACGAGAUCGUCGAUCGCCCCACGCGCCGAGGGUCGUGGGCGCUCUGUGUGCCGUCCGUGUCGCAGGUGCCGACGCGCGUACCGUCAUCGACAUCGCUCGCGUCGCUUUUCGAGUCGGUGCUCUUUGGCCGCCUCGAGCGCUGGCUCGACAAUAGCUUGACCGAGAACAUUGCGCUCUCGGGCUUGAUCACGCUUCUCGCGUCGCUUCGACCGCACCUCGUGUUUGACUGGGACCAAGAGCUCGAGAAGGGCAAGUCGGUGCGAAGCAUCCUCGAAGACGUCCACCUCGACGCCUGCGCACGCAUUCAAAGGAUACCGCAAGGCUGGCAGGUUGUAUCGGACGUGCAGGCGCAGCUGCUAGCCAACGCCAACGUCGACGAAGCCAACAGUGUGAUUGUCGCCUUCGUCGUGCUCGAAGAAGUCUUGAAGGAGCUCGUCGCGCUCCUCGUGGCCCAAGACACGGUCAAGACGCUCCCGCUCAAGCCAGAAGGCUACUACAUGGAAGCCAAGAAGACACCCAAGCGAAUCUCUCUCUCAAAGGACAGCGACGUCAUGAGAGGCGACGACGAAGCCACUUAUGUCGACUCGGCCAAAUCGGUGGACGACGACGAAGACUUGGACAAGCUGUUGGACUCGGCGGCGGAACAGCUAGCGUCCAUCAUGACGGGGCCGCUCAAGGCGGACGACACACGACCUCUGGCCAGCGCCGAGUGAUCAAUUGAAGGUAGUCUUAAUAGAUGAUAAAGCAACUGCUGCAUUAAAACGAG
Saprolegnia diclina VS20 is the source of this 2552-nucleotide messenger RNA. RefSeq lists its product as hypothetical. NCBI's taxonomy places the organism in Eukaryota, Oomycota, Saprolegniomycetes, Saprolegniales, Saprolegniaceae. The transcript has 2 exons. The record is from RefSeq and is a predicted model, not a curated record. Bases 1 to 2499 code for a protein of 832 amino acids.